UUAAGAAAGACAGAGGAAAAGAAAGAGAAGGGCCGAGAGGACAGGACGCCGACACUGAAGCUCACCACCGGCCGGCACACGUGAGGAUCUACGAUGCAGCUCACGAGCAAGACGGCGGCGGCGGCGGUGCUGGUGGCGCUACUACCGGCGCUGGCGGCGGGGCAGGGGGCGUCGGGGACGGGGCAGACGACGCGGUACUGGGACUGCUGCAAGCCGAGCUGCGGGUGGGCGCAGAAGACGAACAGCGGGCAGCAGGUGGUGACGUGCUCGCGGCAGGACACGCCGCUGCAGGACAACGGGGCGACGCGGUCGGCGUGCGACGCGGGGGGCUCGGCGUACAUGUGCAGCGCGCACUCGCCGUGGGCGGUCAGCGAGUCGCUGAGCUACGGCUGGGCGGCCGUGCGCAUCGCCGGCCAGACCGAGACCACCUGGUGCUGCGCCUGCUACGAGCUCACCUUCACCAGCGGGCCCGUCGCCGGCAAGAAGAUGGUCGUCCAGGCCAGCAACACCGGCGGCGACCUCGGCCAGAACCACUUUGACAUCGCGAUCCCGGGCGGCGGCGUCGGCCUGUUCAACGCGUGCACGGACCAGUACGGGGCGCCGGCGGACGGGUGGGGGGAGCGGUACGGCGGGGUGAGCUCGCGCGCGGCGUGCGACGCGUUCCCGGCGGCGCUGCGCGACGGCUGCUACUGGCGCUUCGACUGGUUCGCCGGCGCGGACAACCCGGCCGUGCAGUUCCGCCAGGUCGCCUGCCCGGCCGCGCUCGUCGCCAAGAGCGGCUGCGCCCGCGCCAACGACGCCAUCGACGAGACCCCCACAGGCCCUACCGCCGUGCCUACCUGGAGGCCGUGAGGAGGCGGGCCGGGAGGAAAGGAAGGGGAGGGGAGCAGAAGGGCAGGGGAGGGGAGGCAGAGGGGCGUGCAUAUGUAUAUAGGUAGCAACACGCACGCGCCGAUUCUCGCGGAGGAUGGCGGGACGGGGGGGGAGGGGGGAACAGGCUGUUAGUGUAAA
This is a messenger RNA of Durotheca rogersii, 1011 nucleotides long. Its product is annotated as RlpA-like double-psi beta-barrel-protein domain-containing protein-containing protein. Gene Ontology annotation, molecular function: cellulase activity. Gene Ontology annotation, biological process: carbohydrate metabolic process. The record is from RefSeq and is a predicted model, not a curated record. NCBI's taxonomy places the organism in Eukaryota, Fungi, Ascomycota, Sordariomycetes, Xylariales, Xylariaceae. The transcript has 2 exons. Bases 94 to 852 code for a protein of 252 amino acids.